Molecule: messenger RNA, 768 nt
Organism: Phacochoerus africanus (Common warthog)
Lineage: Eukaryota; Metazoa; Chordata; Mammalia; Artiodactyla; Suidae
Product: apoptosis-associated speck-like protein containing a CARD
Exons: 3
Coding region: 73-663 (196 amino acids)
Biological process (GO): inflammatory response; regulation of apoptotic process; innate immune response
Source: RefSeq, a predicted model, not a curated record
CGCCCCGGAGCAGACUUCCUGACAGACACCAGAUGCCCUGGGUGAGCAGCAGCCGCUGUGAACGGCUGAGCCAUGGGGUGCACGCGCGACGCCAUCCUGGAUGCGCUGGAGAACCUGACAGCCGACGAGCUCAAGAAGUUUAAGAUGAAGCUGCUCUCAGUGCCACUGCGUGAAGGAUAUGGGCGCAUCCCACGGGGGACGCUGCUGCCCCUGGAUGCCAUCGACCUCACUGACAAGCUCGUCAACUACUACCUGGAGGAGUACAGCGCUGAGCUCACAGCGCUUGUGCUGCGUGACAUCGGCAUGAAGGAGGUGGCGGAGCAGCUGCAGAAGACCCUGCACAAGGGCCCUGGAGCCAAGCCAGCUGGGAUCAAAGCCCUUCCCCUGAAAGCAGACAACAAGCCAGCACUGCACUUCGUGGACCAGCAUCGGGCAGCCCUCAUCUCAAGGGUCACAGACGUGGACGGGGUGCUGGAUGCCCUGUACGGGAAGGUGCUGACGGAAGAGCAGUACCAGGCAGUGCGGGCGGAGCGCACCAACCCCACCAAAAUGAGGAGGCUCUUCAGCUUCACUCCGGCCUGGAACCUGACCUGCAAGGACCUGCUCCUUCAGGCCCUGAAGGACACCCAGCCCUACCUGGUGGCCGACCUGGAGCAGAGCUGACGCGGCUUCCCCAGCAGCGGCCCCACCUACAACCCCUGGUAGUUCUGGCCAACUUACCUGGAGUCUCUGAUCUUGUAUACACAAUAUAUGAAAAACCAGCUUGGA